Messenger RNA from Chaetomium globosum CBS 148.51, 255 nucleotides. RefSeq lists its product as uncharacterized. The transcript has 2 exons. Lineage: Eukaryota; Fungi; Ascomycota; Sordariomycetes; Sordariales; Chaetomiaceae. The record is from RefSeq and is a predicted model, not a curated record. The coding region runs from base 1 to 255 and encodes 84 amino acids.
AUGUGGGAGGGGGAGGCUCCAGCGAAGGUGCGGUUCGGCCACGAUGUUAUCAGGGAUGUUGGCAAAGCAUUUCUCAUUCUGCAUUUCGUGCGUGGUUCUUGUGUACCAUACCUCGUACUGUACCGGACACUGUGGCGGUAUAACUGGGGACAACCUGGAAUUGGUUGGCUGAUUUACUCGGCCCUACUCUCCACCAGCGAUGCCGAGAUGGAGACAAACGGUGCUGUUGGUUACGGGGCCUCGGAAGCACAUUAG